AUGCCGACUGCCUCAACCUCCCGCCCAGCAUCACCGGGAGGUGAUGGUAUCGAUCCCGAAUCUGGCACUGGAACGGGUACGGUAUCGCGCUGGAAGAGCGUGUUUCGGAUGGGAAAGGGGAGUCAGCGGGCCAAGGAAGGAAAUGGGCGGGGGACGAUACUAGGGCAGGGGCAGGGGCAGCAGGAUGGGCUGUUCGCUAGGACUGGAGAAGAGGAGCAGGGCGCGCAAGUGGGCGUGGACGCGGAAGAAGGCAAUGGAAACGGAAAUGGGAACGGAGUAUCGCCGAUCAACCCGAACCUCCUCUCUCCGUCCCUGGGGAGCUCAACUUCUGCGGCCCCGUCAUCUUCGCCUACUCGGCUCUCCGCUCCAGUACCCCACUCUCCUGAUGUCGGAGCUGGUGCUGUCAGCUCCGGAUCCAGCCCAAACGUCCACCUCUCCCCCGUCGUCCUUCCUCUGACGAGCACCGGCCCCUCUCCAGGCCCCACUUCCGCCUCCGCGUCCACAUCCACAUCUGACGACCAACGCCCCUACGCCCAUUCCGCAUACACCUCGGACUCACGGGACCGCUCCUCCUCCCACUCCUCUUCCUCUCGCCAACCACCGUCCCAUCAUGCCUCUGCGCCCGGCGCGGCCCCUUCCGGCUCGUCCACGCCACACCGCUCUCCCGGCCCAUCGGGGAUGCUCGGUCUCGGCGGCUUCAAAUCCCGUUUCUUCUCCUCCCCCAAUCCCUCCACUUCCACUUCCAGCUCCAGUGGCGGCGGCGGCGGACCCUCGGAACGGGACCGAGGCAAGAAGGAAAAAGUCCCCACGGGCUCCAGUGGUCGAUCUGGCUCAAGCUCCACUUCUUCCUUCUCCGCUUCGGCGUCGACAUCGGCGGCCGGCGCGACAUAUACCCAACCAUCACCGGCGCCUAUGACACCCGCCAAGACGCCCCGGCCGCGCAAGAAGGGGGUCGCUUCGGCUCCCAACGCAAAAGCGCUCUUUGGGACUGUACCGGAUAUCCCACCGUUACCUUUACCAGCGACAGCGACAGCAAUCAAACAAUCUACACUGUCCCCGUCGCCCCAUCUGGUCAUUACGGACGCCGUACCCGAUGCCAAUGCCGAUAUCGACCUGUCAUUGUCUGAAUCACCCACCAAGACGCCCAAAUCCUUGAGCGGCAGCCUGAAAGGACGCUCUACGUCUAAUCGCGGAUCACCACGGACGUCCCCCUUGCCCAGUCCGAGACCGAGGACGGACUCGCCAUUCGUUCCUACCGGAUCAAACACGCUGUCGCCAGGGACACCCGUACCCGGUCGGAACCGGGCCUUGACGGCAGGCUCGGCCUCGGUGUCAGGUACGCCUGCGCGGGUCAAGGAGAUGCAGGGUUUGGGACUGGGAUCGCCUAUACCUACCCCGGGUCAGAGUCCGGGUUCGGUGGAGGCCGCGCCGGGAGGAGGGAGUCGGGAUAGUCAUCAUAAACAGGUGUUUAGGCGGACGUACAGUUCCAACUCUAUCAAGACGCGAUCGGUCGAGGUCACGCCGAGCUCAUUCCAGAAGAUCAAGCUGCUAGGGAAGGGAGAUGUGGGCAAGGUGUAUCUGGUGAGGGAGAAAAAGACCGACAAGCUGUAUGCGAUGAAGGUCCUCUCUAAAAAGGAAAUGAUCAAGCGCAACAAGAUCAAGCGCGCGCUAGCCGAACAAGAAAUCCUCGCCACCUCCAACCACCCCUUCAUCGUCACCCUCUUCCACUCGUUCCAAUCCCCCGACUAUCUCUUCUUCGUGCUCGACUAUUGUAUGGGCGGCGAGUUCUUCCGGGCGCUCCAGACGCGACCGGGCAAGUGUCUGUCCGAGGAACACGCCAAGUUUUACGCGGCGGAGGUCAUUGCCGCGUUGGAGUAUUUGCAUUUGAAUGGGUAUAUCUAUCGGGAUUUGAAACCUGAGAAUAUACUACUGCAUCAGUCGGGACAUAUCAUGUUGUCGGAUUUCGACCUGAGUAAGCAGUCGGGAGAGCCAGGAGGGGCGCCAGCGACCAUCAAGCAGAAUGGGCCGAACGGUACAAUUAUGGUGGACACAAGAUCGUGCAUUGCGGACUUUAGAACCAACUCGUUUGUCGGUACGGAAGAGUACAUCGCGCCUGAGGUCAUCAAGGGCAACGGCCAUACUUCUGCUGUGGACUGGUGGACGCUCGGUAUCCUCGUCUACGAGAUGAUCUUCGCCACUACUCCGUUCAAGGGCCCAAACCGGAAUGCCACCUUCGCCAAUGUGCUCAAGAACGAAGUGACUUUCCCCGAUUCCGCCCCAGUGACAAGCUUUUGCAAGUCCGCCAUCCGCAAGCUGUUGAUCAAGGAUGAACACCGGCGACUUGGGUCCAGCUCCGGCGCUAGCGAAGUCAAGCAACACAAGUGGUUCAACAACAUCAGCUGGGGAUUGCUACGGCAUAUGACACCUCCUAUCAUACCCGCCGAAUCAAACGGUAUUGACGCCAUCAACUUCCGUACCCUGCGCGACUCCAAAUCGAUGGAUUUCGAACGCCAUUCGACCUCGGCCGAAGCGCUUGGUGAUCUUAUUCAUGCCCAGGCGGGCUCGCCGAGCGUCAUGGCCCCGGGAACGCCGGGGAUGUUGACGCCGAGAGAGCUUGUGGGGGAGGGUGUGAGCGCGGGUUCGGGAGGGCAAGGAUCGGGAGGCGGGGCAGGAGGAGGCGGGCUGGAGGCGGAAGUCAAUCCGUUUGGGGAGUUUAGUAGUGUCACGAGAGAUGUGGGGGAUUGGUAG
Dioszegia hungarica is the source of this 2748-nucleotide messenger RNA. Its product is annotated as kinase-like domain-containing protein. Gene Ontology annotation, biological process: protein phosphorylation. NCBI's taxonomy places the organism in Eukaryota, Fungi, Basidiomycota, Tremellomycetes, Tremellales, Bulleribasidiaceae. The coding region runs from base 1 to 2748 and encodes 915 amino acids. The record is from RefSeq and is a predicted model, not a curated record. Gene Ontology annotation, molecular function: protein serine/threonine kinase activity; ATP binding. Gene Ontology annotation, cellular component: nucleus; cytoplasm; plasma membrane. The transcript has 15 exons.